AGUGCGCCCGUUUCAAAUCGUCACGGGCCGUUACCUCAGCCCCGUACGCAGCAAGGUCGCAGCGUAAGCCCGAGACCGAUGUCGCGAUCGACGAUGACCAUACGAGUGUGUGAGGUAACGAAAUGGCGAGAAUGAGCAGCCCUUACUCCCCGAGCGUCGGUAUCGAGUCGGUCCCUCGCAGGAAGAACGCGAUAAUCCGAGGAGGGAGGAAGCAUAAGCGCGGGCUGCCAGAUGCACUGAGGAUCCUUCGGCAGGAAGCAGAAGUCGGCGGGCAGGGAGAGGCGUCAUUAUAAGGUCGACGAGCAGCGACGAGUCACGAACGGACGAUGGACGAGAUACGCGGCUCGUCAUCGACUCGCCGUCUCUCGCAAAUUCUCGACCCGAUCACGCGGCUCGCCAGCGACUUCGGCUCCAACUCGGCGCCGUGCAGCCCGCGACUGGGCGCACGCGUGCAGGAUGCGAGCGUCGGGCCCGCCGGCGCCGCCGCCAUCGGUCAAUCGGGCCCGAUCGCCGCGGGUCCAGCCGCUGUCGCCGCCGCCGGUGUUUUAUCGUCGUCGCGAGCGGGUCCAAGCGGCGCCGGGAGCUCCAAUAUCGGACCCGAUAGUCCGCGAUUGUGGCCACGACAGUUUCGACAGGCGCCAACGCCACCGCCACGGCCUAGGCACGUCGGCGCCGCCGCCGCCGCCGUCGCCAUCAGCACCGCCAGUACCUCCACCAGCCUCUCCGUGAACGUCAAUAACAACAAUAACAACAACAAUGCGGCAAGCGGCGCCGACAGCGGCGUGCCGCCGCCGCCGCCGCCGGUGGUGGUACACGCGAGAGACUCGCCCUACGUCAACGUGUCGAAUCUGUUCUUUCAAAAGGACAAGAGCUUCUCCGAGAGCGCCAGGAGCGCCGGUUACAUCGAGCUUCGCGAAAAGCCCAAGUGCAGCCCGUACGACUUCACGUCCGAGUCGAGCGGCCACGUGGAGUAUGCGGAUAAGAGGACGUUUGUCACUCCAGUUCAGUCCGACCUGGCCUACGAUGUCGGAAAGGAAUCGGGCAGUCCCCUGAGUAGAGGAAGGUUGAACUACGACCCGGGGCCUUCUAGCGGUAGAGGCCACUUCGACAGGGCGUUCUCGUUCUCCGGCAGGCAACCGCCGGAGCAACUACCGGCCUCGCGGAUGUACGAAGCGGGCAGAUUGUUUGUCGAUCCGAGAGCCACCGGUGGCAACGUCGACCUGAAGAGGGAAAAGCUGGACGUCAGGCCAACCUACGGCACCUCCAAGAGCUUUGAGGGGUACACGACGACAGUGGAGGAGCUCAACUGGCAGGAGAGGUGUUUGGAGUUGCAGCUGGAGCUGCACAGGAGCAGAAGUCAGGCGACCAGGGUGAGGGACAUGCUUCGGGAAAAGCUCUCGGAGCUCGAGCAGCGGGUGUUAGAGGCGGAGGGCAGGGCGGAUGAAGCUGAAGACAAGGUACGGAUGAUGGAGGAGCGGCUAGUGAAGGGUGAAUACUGCCUCAGCACAUCCGGCGUUGGUUCUCCGCCGCAUUCGCUGCCGUCGACCUCCGGUACGCAGAAUGACAAGAUCGAGGAGGUCCAUUGUGCCUGCAUUUCAAAGCUAGAGACUCAAGUCGAGGAACAGAGGCAGUUACGGCUGCACGACGCCAGGCAAGUGGAAGCGAAAGCAGCGAGGAUAAAGGAAUGGGUUACUAAUAAAUUGAGGGAACUGGAACAACAGAAUCAACAUCUGAGGGAACAGAACAACAAGUGUAACCAGCAACUCGAGUUGUUGCGCAAUCAUAUAACUAAUAUCGGACUCAAACCUCCCGCACCGACGAGAGCGUCAUUGUCCCUGGAAGUUGAUCCCACCUUGCGUAUCGAUCGUAGACGAUCGGAGAGCUUGGAGGGUACCCCGCAAACGGCACCGGAGUGCGUGCAAACUGUCGUAGCGGAACCGCAAACGAGCACGAAGCACCGGAGACAUUUGUCCGCUUGCGGCACCAUCCGAGGAGUCGCGGCCGCCAACAUGGACUCGAGUCUACUGUCCGAGGAGCUAGCCGCGGCGGUCGAGAACCUGGUGAUGCUGCCAAAUAUGUCUGGUGUUUCGGAGGCGAGCCGAGACAGCGGAAGCUCGGAAGCGGUGCAUGAUUAUGCCGAGAUAUAUACACCCAGCCGGGAGGGCAUGAAUUGGCUGCAGGGACAAGGUCCUCGUCCGCCGACCCCGCCGUUGCACAGGUUUCCUAGCUGGGAGGCGAAAAUAUAUCAGGUAGCGGAUGGUGGCCUCGGCAUCGGUCCACCGACAAACGAGGAGUCCGCCCCCUCCACGAUGACCACCACGACGAGUUCGUCGAAGCAUUCUCAGGCCACGGGACACAACUUGACAGCGCACAAUUCUCAAGGCUACUGCGAUAUUUCCGUUCCAGUAUACGCUACUGUCAAAGGACGUGCCAGUCAAAUCAGAUCCAUGCCUUUCGGCGAUAGUUCUGACGACAGUUCGGACGGCGAGGAACAUCCGAAUCAAACCGAAACUAAUACUAGAAUUACCAAUAGCUCGUCCGACAAUACGGAUUCCUCCCUCGGUAGCGGAAGCAGUCCCUCGAAAAGUAUUAAAACAACCAGUAGCCUUAGUCCCGCGAAAAGAAGCUCAAGCGGGUCUCCCAGUAAAAGCGUAAAACGUGAUACUUCUCUCGAGUCAGGAUUAUCUGAGGAUUAUGCAAUACCUCCCGAUGCACUAAGUUCGACAUCUCUAGAAUCUAGCAUGCCUAGCCUCCUAAUGCGCGUCUCUGGCGAAAGUCCAAAGAGACAGGAAUCUCUGGAGAAAACGGGUCAUCUGGCGAAAUUAGGCGGCAAGUUAAAAACUUGGCGGAAGCGAUGGUUCGUACUGAAAAACGGUGUGUUAACAUAUUGGAAGAGUCAAAAUGACGUCAACCGGAAACCUCAAGGCCAAAUAAUCUUGGACGAAGUGUGCAGGAUCAAUAGAGCUGAAGGAGCCGCCACUUUCGAAAUAGCCACAGGUAAGAAGACUUAUUACUUGACUGCGGACUGCAUCGCCACGAUGGAAGACUGGAUAAGAGUGCUGCAGAACGUGCAAAGGCGAAACGCAACGAAACUCUUGCUCAGUAGGGAGGAUAAUAAGCCAACGAUACAGGGUUGGUUGACGAAGGUGAAAAAUGGCCACGCGAAGAAGUGUUGGUGCGUGCUUAUCGGCAAGAUGUUCCUUUACUUUAAGUGCCCCAGUGAUACGAAUCCUAUCGGCCAAAUCAACAUGAGGGACGCUCGUGUGGAGGAGGUGGAACAUGUUUCGGAUAGCGACAGCGAGGAGAGAGACGCCGAGUGCCCCCACGAGAGAACAAUUGGCAUCUUUCCGACGCAUCAGGGUCCAACUUAUCUACUGAUGCCACAUAAACAGGACAAGGACAAUUGGCUCUACCACUUGACGGUGGUGUCAGGUGGUGGGCCGAGCGCGGGCACGCAGUACGAGCAACUGGUGCAGAGACUAAUGGAAACCGACGGUGAUCCCAGCUGUGUGCUGUGGCGGCAUCCCCUGCUGCUACACACGAAAGAGAGCAUCACGAGCCCGCUGACAAGCCUGACUUCCGAAUCCUUGCAAACCGAAGCCAUAAAGCUCUUCAAGGCCUGUCAGCUGUUUAUGUCGGUGGCAGUAGAACAAGCAGGUAUCGACUACCAUGUGGUUCUAGCGCAAAACGCAUUGCAACAAUGCCUAGACCAACCUGAACUUCAGUCUGAAUUUAUAUGCGCACUGGUAAAGCAGACAAGUCGUCACACACAACACCGUUUGGGCGUACAGCAACUCCUCCUCUGCGCCACGCAAUCGCUCUUCACCUGCGAUACGCAAAGUCCCGCGGCAAAUGGCAGCGGUGAAAAUGCGGACGCGCAAUCAACGGCCUCGACUUCUCACAGUCCUCCGCUCACGCAGGGCCACUCGACCUCCACUAUCUUGGACUGCAAAACUAAUCCCGCGCAGUAUGUGCUUAUCCAGGGAUGGCAGCUCCUGGCGCUCGCCGUUUCCCUAUUCCUGCCCAAAAACAAUCGGCUACUAUGGUACCUGAAACUGCACCUGCAGAGAAACGCCGACAGCAAAACGGAAUGCGGCAAGUAUGCGGCUUAUUGCGAGAGAGCGUUGGAGAGAACAUUGCAAAACGGUAGUAGAGAGGUGAAGCCGUCGAGAAUGGAAGUACUGUCGAUACUCAUGAAAAAUCCGUACCAUCAUUCAUUGCCGCACGCCAUACCGGUUCACUUUUUAAACGGCACCUAUCAGGUCGUGAGCUUCGACGGUAGUACGACGAUAGAGGAAUUUCUGAACACUCUGAAUCAGGAGAUCGGCUGCAGGGACGUUCAUCAGUCCGGCUUCACGCUAUUCAGCGAUGACCCGAUCGAAAAGGAUCUGGAGCAUUUCAUCGAUCUAGAAUCGAAGCUAUGUGACAUUAUCUCAAAGUGGGAGACAGCGUUACGAGAGAAGGGCUCGGGCAAAUUCGAGAAUACUAGAGUAAUACAAUUGACAUACAAAUCUCGUUGCUACUGGCGGCAAGCUGCUAAAAUGGAAACGGACAAGGAGAGGCUCUUGCUGUGUUAUCAAGUGAAUCAACAAGUUGUGCAAGGAAAAUUUCCCCUAAAUCGUGAACUCGCUUUUGAAUUGGCAUCGUUGAUGGCACAGAUCGAUUUUGGAGAAUACAACAAUGAUAAAGCGCGCGGCAGUGGCCCCGGAAGUGGCAACCCGCAUCAUCUCGUACUCCAAGCCCUCGACAAAUUUUAUCCAUUACGCUAUCGAGCCAACAUUACCGCCGAUCAAUUGAGGGAAUUGCAGGAGAAGUUGCAGGAAAAGUGGAUCGCUUUAAAAGGACGUAGCGUAGUGGAUUGUGUUCGUAUAUAUCUCACAUGCACCAGAAAGUGGCCUUUCUUCGGAGCUACUCUGUAUCAAGCGAAGUUGAAGCAAGGCGAUCCCGUGACGGUCUGGAUAGCGGUUUCCGAGGACAGUGUAACAUUGCUUGAAUUACAAACGAUGGCCGUUAUGUGCCGGUAUAAUUACGCGAACAUAAUAACGUUCGGCGGCUGUUUGGAUGAUUUCAUGCUCGUCGCUUGCCCGGACGAGGGUGCGGCUGAGCAGAAACUGCUGUUCGCACUCUCUAAACCUAAAAUUUUGGAGAUAACGUUAUUGAUCGCCGACUAUAUGAACGCACUAGGCCACGCAUUACCGGGUACCCCACAAAUGAAUACUCUAACACGCAAUGGAUCACACCGGUCCAUCAAAUCCACUCUGAGACCUGCGACUGGUUCAAGCUGUCUUCCAACUCAACCUGACAUAUUGAAAUCUACGCCAGAUCACCAAAGACCUUAAUAAAAAGGCUCGUCGCGUUAAUCUUUCGGAAAGACAAUGGGAAUAUAUUUCUUGAAUUCGCGCGGAGAUCUGAUGAAUAUUUUCUUUUGUCGUUUGUAUCAUAUAAAGUUAUUAACUAAAGGCAGCGUAACAGUGCAGUAUUAUAGUAUCGUACACUGCGACGUGCGGUGCAUCGUUUUUUUUUUCUGCAAAACGAAAAAUAUGUUCGCACACGCGUUCGAAUCAUGUUUACGUUUACGUCGUAUGUGCAUGUAAAUUAGUAUCGACGUUUGUAAGAAACGUUGUGUCUGUGUAAAUACUUAACUAAUAAGCGCAAGAGUUGAACCACAAACGAUCGUACUGGUGGUUUAGAGUGCGGCCGAAAUCGAAUCGAAUCGAUCUGUAACACUGCCUAACGUUAGUAUGCGCGAUUACACAUCGAAUAGUUUCAACCAGCGGCUACGUACCAUGCUGAGACUUUUGCUACGUAUUUAUAUAUCAAAUUAUAAAAACGACAGAAGCGACAAAGGAUGCGUAGAAUAUUGCGUAAUAGUGAUGUAUUCACACCGUAUCGUGUAUAUAUUAAUCAAAGUUAUUAAAUGUUUAGGAGUAUAUCUCUCAAGUGACACAGCGAUGCGUUCUUUCCCAAUUUUUUCAAAAUGUCAUUUUCAAUUCUCUGUCGAACGGAAUAUGUCCAAGUCCCCAUGAAUGUUAUCGCUAUGUCAUAUAAUUUGUAACACACUUUCUUCUAAUUCUAUCCAACUGUUUUUGUUGCACGUCUACUUUUACUAGACAAAAAAAAUCUAUACUUUAAUUUAUUUUACCAAAAUAAAUUAAUUUUUGUGUUACAGAUUUAAAUUUAAUUAAAAUUCAAUUUGAGGAUUUAGAUUUAAGAGAUCCGAGUUAUGUGUGGGAGGAUUUUAAUUUAAUUGAAAUUGUAUAUUUCAUGAUUGGAAUUUAUUCGAAAUUAAAUUCGAUUUUGUGAUAUUCGGACAAGAACGGAAAGCAAAUCAAGGGAAGACAAAAUUAUUUAAAUUUAUUUUACAAAUCACAUAUUGCAGAAUAGUAAAUAGAUUUGAUAAAUGGAACUAUCUCAUUGAUGUUUAUUCAACAAAAAAAAAGAUAUUAAUUAUUUUUUUCUCUUAUUUUUAAACGUCAUUUUUUCUUUUACGUGAAGCUACUCGUGAGAUGAAUCAACAAACAAACAAAAUCUGAUAUACUCAUAGUGUUUUCCAUUUAGCGACACAAGUCGAUACAAGCGUCGUUCUAUCUUUGUUGUCACUGGAUGUUGAAAGAAGACAGAAUGAUGCUUGUGUCGACUUGUGUCGCUAAAUGAAAAGUGCCCAUAUUAACUUUGAUAACAGCUAGUCUCGUAUCUGAUAUUUAUUUAAGAUGUAAGCGAUUACAUGGUUUCUUUUUUUUUACAGAUACACGACCAAAUAGAUGAUAAUUGGGAACGUAAUUUACUAUUUAAUACAAUUAACGUUGCGUUCCUGCGCGUAAUACGUGUGCAACACCGUGUAUUAAAACAUACGUAACGAAUAUAAUGUUGUCUAUAAUAUAUAUACAUAGAGAGCGAGAGAGUGAGAGAGCGAGAGAGAGAGAAAGAGAGAAGUUUUGUACUCGCGUUCGACGUGUCCUACAUAACUAGUAAACGUCUUCCUUCUAGCGGUUACAAAUUAUGAGCUGAAAGUAGGGCUUUCGUGCAAUACGUACAAGACUUCUACGGUUUUGUAAUUUUUGAGAUUACUAUGCGUCUGUCCCGAGCGGAAUAGCGGGUCUCGUAGGAUCUCUGCAAGAUAUCUUCCGGAAAACGCCUCGAAAAAAAUCCUUCAGACAUCGGACAUCCUCGCGAUCCUCCCGUAAAUAUCCGAACGGGCGCGCGUAUACUCAUGCUUCAUUUAGCACAUUGUGAAUGUUUGUACGAAUAAUUCGAACUUCAGACUAUUGAGAGCAGUACAAAGAUAUGCAAGAACGACAUUUUGUCCUUAAUUUUUUAUAUAAUAUAUAUUGAAAUGCUAUCGCGUGGGUGAUUAGCACCUGUGUAUCGUGACGUAGUUGAAGGAAUCGUACGCGUAUUACACUCACUUAUUCGUGUAAAUAUCAUCAUCAUCACGAGAACGGACUUGCGUUUCUAAGAAGUUAGUAGAAUCAAAAUAGGCAGCUAGCAGUUUACACAAUCGAGCUCUAUUUGGACCGCGUUCUACCGAAAAAGCCUAUCUCACGUCUUACAUUUAUAUUUAUUAUUCGUAUUCGAGAAAACAAAAAAGGUACGAGCGAGACAAGUGGAAAACAUUGUGUACUAUUGUACAGAAGAACAAAUAAACUGCACAUUAAUACAA
Wasmannia auropunctata (little fire ant) is the source of this 7660-nucleotide messenger RNA. RefSeq lists its product as uncharacterized. NCBI's taxonomy places the organism in Eukaryota, Metazoa, Arthropoda, Insecta, Hymenoptera, Formicidae. Gene Ontology annotation, cellular component: cytoskeleton. The record is from RefSeq and is a predicted model, not a curated record. Bases 327 to 5339 code for a protein of 1670 amino acids. The transcript is spliced from 21 exons.